CUUUUAGACCAAUCAGUAAAGAGUUCGUGUAUUUACGAGCAAUAUGAAAAUGAUAAACAUUUUAUACACGUAGAAUUAUGUUUUAGCCGCAUUUUAGUAUAAAGUUUGGUUGAAAAAGCACCAUUGUUGCAUUUUUAUCAUUAAAAUGCGUUUAGCUAGUUCUAUAAUAGUAUUGCCUUUUAUUUUAACACUAGUUUCUGCUGCAAUAGAUCCGCGAAAUUUAAAAUGCUUAGUAUGCCGGAAGACCUUCGAUGAGCUUAACAAAGCGAUAAAAAAGGUGGAUAAAUGGAAAAAAGUAGAUGUUGGCAACUUCAGAAUGGAUGCAGAGGGCAACACCAUGCAACAAAAAGUGCCGGCACACAGGUCUUCUGUAUACAUUUCUGAAAUGAUUGAUGGAAUAUGCAAGCGUAUGGACGACUACGUGCGCGUGUACUACAAGGCGACCGGCAAGCUGGCGAUCAUGCAGCUGAUGACGGAGGGCGGCGGCAUGAACCCCGACUUCUCGAAGACCAAGUUCGUCACGGACGACGACCUUAAUAAGAGCCUGGAAUAUUAUUGUGAACGUAUGUUUGAAGAAAAUGAGGACGAAAUAACAGACUUGUAUAAAAACAGACCCGAAGAUGACGUCAUGCCGGACGCCGAAAAGGAGAUCUGCUUCAAACACACGAACUUCUGCGAAGACUGGAUGUUGCCGAACGAAGAAGACACCACAUGGACACCUGAAAUGGAAGCGGAAUAUACGAAGGUGCAUGGCGCAGACCCGUACGGUUUCGGCGGCGGUCUGCCGCAGCAGACCAUCUCCCGUGACGUGAGUGACGAUGAGGGUUAUGAUGAUACCGAUGAUGAUGAUGAUGUUGAUGAGAAACGCGAAGAAUUGUGAAGUGUUGUGUAGUGUAGUGUAGUGUACGAUUCAACUAAGAAUAGGAAUCUGAAAGACUUACUAGUACUACUAAAUUGAACCUGCGCCCGUGUUUUCUAAAAUUUUAAUGAUUGUGCUUUCUCAUACUGAUAAAACCUUUUUCGAGAUCCUCGAUGUCUUAUUUUAAAAAGAGAAAAAACAACAGUGCAGUGUAGUCUAUCAUUUCAUCUUGAAUAUAUUGAUGGAGGCGGAAGUAUAUUUCAAAAUGUAAUAUAGUGAUAACAUCUUUAAAAAAUACACGUUAGCUCAACAUAGAAUACUUUUUGUAUUUCUCUCUUAAACUUAUUUUCUUAUUCUCUUAUAUAGAAUUAAAAUACAAACGUUAUUUCUCAACUUAUUUACGAUCAUUAAUUUGUUUGAAUGAACACCUAUGACGUCACAAAAUGGCGCAGAAUCGAUCCUAUUCUUAGUUGGAGCGCAUAUGAAGUGAAGUUUUUUAUUUGUAAGUCGUGUGAAUUGUUAUUUUAUACAAGUUGUUGAAAGUAAAUGGUCAAUGGGCUGUAUUGAAUGAUUGUACAGCAAAUUCAAAAUCACUGCAUUUAGUUUUGUUAAAAAAAAAUCUAAAGUAUUUUCGGUUUUUUAAUUGUUGUCUAAAGAAUAUAGUUCAAAGGAGAAAAUAUGUUUAUUUAAUUGUAUUAAUCAUCAAUCAUCUGUAUUAAUUUUAUGUGCAAUAAAUGAACUCUUAACAUACUCUGCUUUUCCCCUACUUUUUCACACAGAUUAAAAACUAGUUACUUUGCUUUUUAUAUUGUCUGUGUUGAAUUUCCAUUAGGAUUCAUUAUGCGCAUUUGAACCUCCCCCGAAACUUAUGAAUUCCGAUAGAUGGCGCUAUUUUAAAAAAUGUGACGCUUAUAAUUUUUUUUUAAUUCCUUCGACCACGCGUAGGCGGAUAGCUAUAACAUAGAUAUAUGAAAUUCGCUUCAGUAAUUUGUGGCUUUAUUCUUACAUGAAUAUAUUGUCUUAUAAUCGGCCUGGAAUUAAAAAUUGCUCAAGUCAGGUUGUGACGUAAUUAAAAAAGAAGUUUAAAAGUCCUAGGCUACCUUUACCUAUAUAAUAUGUAUUUAAUAAGAAUUAGAGGAUGUAUGUUUGUCUUCCAGUUACUGCCCUUAUAUAGCAUAAGAUGCAAAUUUGUGUGAUGAAUAAAAAAUAUAAAAAUGAUGAUGA
Messenger RNA from Zerene cesonia (dogface butterfly), 2083 nucleotides. RefSeq names its product protein seele (gene sel). The transcript has 7 exons. The record is from RefSeq and is a predicted model, not a curated record. Bases 146 to 880 code for a protein of 244 amino acids. NCBI's taxonomy places the organism in Eukaryota, Metazoa, Arthropoda, Insecta, Lepidoptera, Pieridae. Gene Ontology annotation, cellular component: endoplasmic reticulum.